CGGGGACGACGACGCGUACCAGAACAACGCGCUCCGUGAUCAUGUGUAGUCGCCACUCCACCUGAUGAACAACUUAUAAAUCUCCAAGACGCGCUACAAGCAAGUCCACAAAGCCCUCCAUCGGAGUCAUCUCUGUACCCCCAAGCUAUUGAGCUCGACGACCGCCAGGUUCUUCCUCCCCUUCUUCUCCUCUCGCGUGUCUCCAUCUCCUGCUCGCCGCGCACGCAGCGUCGUCCGUUGCCCGAGCAGCCGAGAGUCAGCAGCCAUGGAGGCAGCCGCGGUCUCCUCCGCCAGCACGUCCUUCUCUCCCAGCACGCCGUCCACGCGCCAGAGCGCGCCGGCAGCGGCGGCGAGCCGCGUGGGAGGCAGAGGCAGGAGCGUCUACCGCCUGCCGGCGCGCGUCGCCCGGGCGGUGCUCCGGGGCGUCCUCACCUUCGUCUUCGCGGCGGUGGGCAUGGUCCUCGGCGCCGUCACCGGCGCGCUGAUCGGGCUCGCCACGGAGAGCGGCCUGGUGCGCGGCGCCGGCAUCGGGGCCAUCUCCGGCGCCGUCGUGUCCAUGGAGGUCGUCGACUCCUCCGUCGCCAUCUGGCGUUCCCACGACUCGGGGAUCUGGAGCGUCCUCUACGUGCUUGACGUGAUCUGGAGCCUCCUGACCGGGCGCCUCGUCCGUGAGAAGGUUGACCCCGCCGUGCAGAGCGCCGUCGACAGCCAGAUGAACGCCGUGGACUCACCGUUCAGGGAGAUUGCGCCAACAUUGGCGGACGUGUUCGAGACGGGCGCCGCCGGCGCCAAGGGCAUGCCGGCCGACGCCAUCGAGGCGCUCCCCGUCACGACCUUCACCGAGCACACCGCCCUGGACGCCGACACCGGCGACCGGGUCGGCUGCUCCGUCUGCCUCCAGGACUUCGAGGCCGGCGAGACGGCGCGGAGCUUGCCGGAGUGCGGGCACACGUUCCACCUGCCGUGCAUCGACGCCUGGCUGCUCCGGCACGCGUCCUGCCCGCUGUGCCGCCGCGCGCUCUAGGCCGUUUGUUGCGCGCGAGCAGAGCACACGUCUGCACCAGGGCACGCGGUGGACAUAGGUUUGCUUUGCUCGGGAUGGCAUCUGCACCUGCGUUCUUUUUGUUCCUACUCAUUCAUUUCUUCGUCGUUUUGACGAUGUACACAUACUUAGUUCAUCGUGGCUGGUACAUAUAUUAUGAUAUAACGCCAUGGCUGUAAAUAUGUAUAGAGGUUACUGUUGUAAAUAAUCCGUGUAGCAUUGACCAUAUAUUGAGAUUCUUUUUGACAUUGUUUU
Messenger RNA from Setaria italica (foxtail millet), 1297 nucleotides. RefSeq names its product NEP1-interacting protein-like 1. Bases 266 to 1024 code for a protein of 252 amino acids. The record is from RefSeq and is a predicted model, not a curated record. Lineage: Eukaryota; Viridiplantae; Streptophyta; Magnoliopsida; Poales; Poaceae. The transcript is spliced from 3 exons.